Molecule: messenger RNA, 1077 nt
Organism: Clonostachys rhizophaga
Lineage: Eukaryota; Fungi; Ascomycota; Sordariomycetes; Hypocreales; Bionectriaceae
Source: the annotation of a GenBank genome assembly
AUGGCGCCCGUACGACCAAAGAAACGCGAUUCGAACUCAGCAGCCAUGAAGGCCGUCGCAACACCUAGACACCAGAGUCCAAUCAAGCAGAGAAAAGGCAUCAUAAGCGCACAACAGAAACAAGCUCUAAUCGACAACUUACAACUCGAAAUCACCGAACGCGCUCGAAGAAUGCGGGCCCAGUAUAAUCUGCAAGCUCAAGGCUUGCGCUCUCGUAUUGAGAUCAGAAUAAAUCGCAUUCCUAUGCCAUUGCGAAAGCUGAAAAUGGAAGAUCUACUUCUCAAGUAUGCCGAAAAGGAACAACGAACCGCUGCCGCCAGCAGACACCCACCACCAGUCCCAUUCAAAGACAUCACGUCCUUGCGCAGUCCUCAAAAGCCUGCCCAACAACCAAGCAGGCCUCAGCGGGCUGGACGCGUAGCAAAGCGACAGAGCAAUGAGAUCUCUGGAGAUAAGGAGAAUGAGAUCGAAGACAUGGCAAACCCCAAGAAGAGGCGCGUAAUUCAUCACAAUGAUGGUCCACCUAUUCGGCCAGCACAGAUUCUGUCCCCUACGUCCUCCAAUUCUCGUCUCAACGCCAACCGAGAAAGACCUGCAUCUCCCGCCAAGUCGCAAAUUGCCAGGCCUGCUUCCCCUCUCAAGAGUGCCGCCCCUACACGCACUGCAACAGCUACAAAAAUGCUUUCCAACUUUGUGGAGAAAGCAAAGUCGGCACGGGCAACAGGAACGAGAAAAGUGACGACCACAUCAACCACCAGCUCGACCACGACUGGGACUACUGCCGCGAGCAAGACACGCCGUGCACCAGCCUCAGCUGCCUCCAGAGCGCCCACCUCCAGGCCGGCGACCCGCAUGGGUCGUCGGCUGAGCGUAACAAGCGAAAUGAGUGAGGCCAGCACAACUACCGUGAUUAGAAGAAACGCUGCUCCCAAGUCGACAAAUCCUGCUCCGCGAAGAAAACCAGUCACGGCAGCGACCAAUAAAGGCACAGCAAGUUCUGAUGCGAAGAAAGCAGCCCCCAAGACUGCCGCAGCCUCAACAACCCGGACAGGAAGGGUGCUUCGAAGCCGAGCAUAA